UUGACCGAUGUCGAACAGUCCGAGUUCUCCGAGCAGUUCCGUGGGAAUCACGGAUGCUUCGUCCUCCAUGAGUGUGCCCUUGCCUUCACCUUCGAUGGAAGCCGCGGGCUCCAUGGUGUUGUCACCGUAUCAAGGAAUGCAAGGAUAUACAUCCGCGACACCAGCCUUCACUCCCCUCGCGAGUCCCUUGACUCAUCCAUCUCCUGGCCCGUCGUCGUCACAGGUGUAUUCCGCGUCAGGGGCAGGCUCGAAGCAUACAAGUAGCGCUGAAGACGACCUUAGCCUCAAGUUGAGCUCCAUCAUGAAGGCCCUGGAUGCUUGCGUAUACCUCGUUCGCAACUUCAACGGCGAUCAACAAGUUCAAAUGCAGAAAGCGGUGCACACGUAUGUCCAACGUCUUGCCGAGCUCAACCUGCAUCUUCAACACAUGCCCCUGAACCACGUACGUCCUUUCAUGAUGUUCGAACCGACUGGACGUGUCCCCUCAGGCCAUUCCGCGGGCCCUGAUGGCCUUUCUGGACAAAGUACCCAUGGAGAACCCAGAGAUAUGGACGUUAAAGCAACUGGAACAGUGUGCAGCGGACGCAGCGGCCUUGCGGGGAAAGCUACAGGCGCUGCAGUUGUUGCGCCAGGAGCUCCGCACAGGCCUCGGCCUCGAUCCUUGAGAGGCGACAAAAGUCAUACAGUAUUGUCAAGUCAAUUCAAAAUUCAGAACACUAACCAAGUGGCCAAUCAAAUUCACUCUUCAACCAUUUCAACAUAGAAUUAGUGUGUGAAUUAAAUUAGUGUGAUA
Aphanomyces astaci is the source of this 793-nucleotide messenger RNA. RefSeq lists its product as hypothetical. The record is from RefSeq and is a predicted model, not a curated record. Gene Ontology annotation, molecular function: transcription coregulator activity. Gene Ontology annotation, biological process: regulation of transcription by RNA polymerase II. Bases 8 to 763 code for a protein of 251 amino acids. Gene Ontology annotation, cellular component: mediator complex. NCBI's taxonomy places the organism in Eukaryota, Oomycota, Saprolegniomycetes, Saprolegniales, Verrucalvaceae. The transcript is spliced from 5 exons.